Messenger RNA from Diaporthe amygdali, 1653 nucleotides. Its product is annotated as rhamnogalacturonan lyase. NCBI's taxonomy places the organism in Eukaryota, Fungi, Ascomycota, Sordariomycetes, Diaporthales, Diaporthaceae. The coding region runs from base 1 to 1653 and encodes 550 amino acids. Gene Ontology annotation, biological process: pectin catabolic process. Gene Ontology annotation, molecular function: carbohydrate binding; carbon-oxygen lyase activity, acting on polysaccharides. The transcript has 3 exons. The record is from RefSeq and is a predicted model, not a curated record.
AUGCUUCUGUUCGCCCUUGUCUGGUCGCUCUUUGCCUCGGUCGCUUUGGCGGCCUUCGGCUACACGGACCAAGGGACUUACUGGACUAUCGAUUCCGGAUCCAACCUUGUCAUCCAGGUCAGCAAGACCAAUGGUGACAUCACUUCUAUGAAAUAUAAUGGUGUCGAGUAUAAUGGCUACAGUGGGAAAAACACUCAAGUCGAGUCCGGACUCGGGGCUAGCACAGUUACCAUCGAGCAGUUUUCCAGCCCUGCCUACAUCAUCAAGGUCUCGGUCACAUACGGGACCCUGAAGCACUACCUGUUCGUUAGAUACAAGAACGACAACGUCUACAUAUUUACGAAUAAGGCCGAUGCGUCCGUCACCGUUCAUCGAUACAUCGUGCGAAUGAAAGGCGGCAGCUUCACUUACAAUACCGACGAAUCCAGCAGCAGUGACUCGGACUUUUACCCUGAUGGCUCUUCAUUCAUCGAGGCAUCGGAUGUGUCAGGCCUCAGUGAUGGGACUACUUGGUCUAAGCACUACAACGGCGGUCUGUAUGGUCGUAUCAAGGACUUCGAUUAUGUUGGAGUGAAGAAAUCAGGCGUGGGAAUGUUCAUGAUCCGGUCAAAUCACGAGAAGGCCUCCGGCGGCCCUUUCUUCCGCUGCCUCCAGCGCCGUGCCGACACAAGCGGCGAAGAUCUCUACGAUAUCUACUACUACAACAUGGGACAUACUGAUCCUGAGCGUUUCGGCCUGCAAGGUCCUUCGGUCCUGUCGUUCACUGACGGAUCGACGCCCAACACUGCGCUGUUUGCCAGAAAUGCAGACUGGGGCUGGUUUGACACUCUUGGUAUCGACGGCUGGGUCCCUGCUUCGGGUCGUGGCGCUGUGGCGGGUGUUGGCUUGUCUAACAUGAAGAGUGGUUUCACAUACACCGUAGGCCUGUCUAACGCUAACGCUCAGUAUUGGGCGACUGCGGCAUCGUCUGGUGGUGCGUGGCAGAUCACAAAAGCACUGCCCGGGACAUACACCCUGACAGUCUACAAGGAGGAGCUGGAGGUCUACACCGGAAGCGUGACGAUCACUGCGGGAGGCAAAGCCGCACUGAACACCAUCACUCUCGUGGACCCAAGCGAUACGACAGCCAUCUGGCGCAUCGGAGACUGGGACGGAACCCCAUCUGGAUUUUUGAACUUCGAUACGACCCCGUGGAAACCGACGUACAUGCACCCGUCCGACAGCCGCAUCGCAUCAUGGGACGUUGGUAACUUCAUCGUCGGUACCACUCCAGUUUCGAGCUUCCCAUCAUACAUCUGGCAAGAUGUAAACAACGGUCAUGUGAUAUACUUCAAGUUGAGUGCCGACCAACUCACUCAGGCACACACCGUGCGGAUUGGAAUUACAGAGGCCUACAUCAACGGCCGCCCGCAGAUCACCGUCAACAGCUGGACGAGCAGCAUCCCCGGCGCAACAACCCAGGCAUCGACGAGAUCCCUCACGGUAGGAACAUACCGAGGAAAUAACGUGGUUUUGGAGUACAGCGUACCAGCAACUGCUUGGUUGGCCUCUACAAGCUCAUGGCAGGUCUUAACGAUCAAUGUAGUGACAGGCAGCACGGGGACUAAAUACCUAAGCGGUGCCGUCUCUAUUGACUGUGUUGAGCUGGUGUAA